AUAAUGAAGAAAAAGAUUAAAGGGAGGGUCGGUAAAAGAUAUUUAAAGAGGUGUGUUAAGCAGAACAGCCUGUCAGAAUGUGAACCUCCCCUUUCAAGCCCUUACUCAUAUAUUGAAGACAAACUCCCACCCUCCCUUAUUCACUCACUCACUUCAGGCCAAUCCGUCCUCUGCCUGUCUCUUAGUCCCUCUCCUUCGCUCUCUCCCAGAGGCAGACAGAAGUCAGAGCUUUCUUUACUGACAAGUACCACAGCACUUACAGAGAUCAGAAAGAGAAAGAGAGAAACUUACAAACCAAAAAAAAAAAACUACACUGAAAAACUUUUUUUUUCUUUCUGCAGAGAAUCUUUUGAAGAGGAAAAAAAGUAUAGUUUUUUUUUUUUUUUUUAAGGAUACAAUUUUUUUCUCCCAAAAAAAAAAAAAAAAGAAUUGAAAGAAAAGAAUACAUAACUAGCAUAAUAAAGAGGAAAGAAUCAAUAAUCGGUUACCAGGAUGGCAGGGUGCUCACUGAACGGAUUUUUGCUGAUGCUCUGCUGGAUUGUUGUCAUGGGGUCUCCAACUCCUGGAUCAGUAACUGACUGUCCAUCAUGUUCGCUGGCUAAAUUCCACAAGGAUGCGCCCAGUACUGAAGAGGACAUGGUGGAAGCAGUCAAAAAGCACAUAUUGAAUAUGCUGCACUUAGGGGACAGACCCAAUAUCACGCAGACAGUGCCUAAAGCAGCUCUCCUAAAUGCUAUAAAAAAACUGCAUGUUGGAAAAGUGGGAGAGGAUGGCCAAGUUGAAAUAAAGGAUGACAUUACGGCAAUGAAUGACAUCUCUGAUCAAACUUCAGAAAUCAUCACUUUUGCUGAAUCAGGUGAGUGAUCUUAAUACUAAUAAAUGUGACCCUCUCACUUUACUCCUCUCUGGCUGCUUUUGACAAGUAAGGUAGUUACGUUAUCUAGUGACUUAAGCAUUCUGAUGCAUAAAAGCACUAACUGAACAAUAAUGUGUUUUUCAUUGAUUUAACCUUGGCUGCGAAAAGCUUGUUUACACUUGCUAAAUUCACAGAGAAUGAGUUAUCUUUCUGCAAUCUUUAACAAAGUACUAGUGUAUGUAAGGAAGAGGGGGAAGGGACUGGGUAUUCUCCAAACAGUACAAAAAGUCUGACUAAGAGUGUCAAAAUAAUAUAUUCACACCCUGGGGAUAUGUUUUCACCAUUAGGCAAACAAUCCUGAAAACUGUAAUUGUUGUUAUUGCUUGUAUAAACACAAACAUCUCAAGGAAAUAUAUUGACUGUAAUCUCCCCAGCGAGGCUAAUUCCAUUUUUUAUAUCAUUUCUGGAAUUUCAAUUCAGGAUUUAAAAUAUGUGAUUUAUAUGUAAUAAGGCACAGGUAGCUAAAUACUUGAAGUGGUGUAAUAUAAAGAAGAUCUCACCUUUGUAGAACUCACAGGGAUAAAAUUCCUCCACUGUUAAAUGCUGGCAGUAGCAUUCAAUGCAUUUCUGCCCCCUUUGGCAAUUUAACAGUUAAUAUAUGCUAUGCACUUGCAAAUGCUAAGCAGCUUACAGCUGUAGGCAAGGUUUCAGCCACAGUGCAUUCUGUUCCCCAUGGCAGUGGUUUCGGUAUCCCACCACAAAGUUGUGUUUAAGUGACAGCAUCCUUGCCUGUUUCACAAGCGGACUGCUCACCUCUUAAAAUAUAGGUGAUUUAAAAGUUCAAUCCUCAAGUUCAAAAUAACUUCUCGUGUGCUCCACCAGAGAGAGAAGCCUUUAAAAAAUAAAAACAUCAUGGAAUUCCUUAGCUGAGACAGAGCCUUGAUUGAGUGUGUCUGCAAUCUUAGUCCAGUAUCUCCCAUUCAUAAAACUGAAAUGUCUGUGCCUCGCGCAAGUUAAGUUGAGAAGUUAGCUGCUAAAAAAAAGUAUAGAAGUUUAAGCUGUCAAACCUCAGGCUGGCUUCUGAUCUGCUAUCACCAAAUUUAAAAAUAACCAUUUGGUCAAAAAAAAGCAUUUUAUCUCAUCACUGAGCCAGUUUGAAAAGAAUGCCAUUGUUUAGUGCUGCGUAUCGUAGUCUAAGUAUGUGCGGGAAUGCUAAGCAAUUUUGUUUAAAGUGUGCUGCAGCAAUAUAAACAAUUAAGACAGCACUCAAAGUUUCCAUUCUUGAAAACCUGUUGACUCAGAUGUUCUGUCUGCAGAAUUGCCUUGCAGAAGUGUGCACAUUUUCAGUUCAGACAUUCUUACCAGAGGUUUUGCAGCUUCUGUGUAUACAAUGAAGCAUUUCGUUCUCUGCCCUUGCCAAUAAGCAUGUGUUAUCAGAGCUGCGAGGAUUUCACAUUGAUUGUAUCAGGGGUGGCCAAAAGGCAGAAGCACAGCUAUAGAACUACAACAACCAUGAUGCUUUGCUAGCCUUAAGGCUUUCUUUGCUCUUCUUAAGUCUGGUAAAGAAUCAUAGGAGUUGCAGUUCUAAAACACAUGAGGUUCAACCAUUUAGCUACCCCUGCAUCAAAAGCUUCUCUGCAGAGGCAGACAUCAAAAAAGUACAAGGGUAAAAGGGAAGGAGUAGGACUCUCGCUGAAAGUAGUUUGCAAAGUCACAUUCACAAGAGAAAGAGUUAAAUGUUAUGAGAGAUAUGCAGAUUUCCCUGCUUGUAAUAAUCAGCUGCCUUGUCAAAAUAAUCUUCAUUGGCACUCUGCACGAUCUUCCUGCAUGAGAUAAAUAUAGGUACAAUCCUUAUGGCUCGAGUAUAAUAAAGCCAAUAUCUAAAGUGCACGGCAAUUUUCCUCUUCAUUUAUGUGCACAAUUCUUGGUUACCGUUUCCUGGGAAUCUGUACAGUUCACUCGAUGCAAUGAACUUACAAUAUUUACCUACAGUGCAGAAUGAAGCAGCUGCACUGCAAUAAAUGUCCAGGAAGUCAUGCUUUUUACAGUUAGAUUCUAACCUAACAAUCCAUUUCAGAAGACAGAAAGCACUCAGAAUUCCAAAAGUUUUAGAAACUCAGACCAGCUGUACUGGGCUAUGCUGUAGAUUCUAUUUGCUUAGAAAAAAAAAAAUCUAUUAAUUUCAUAACUCACUGUGUAAUGUCCAUUAUUGAUUCUUUUUCCAUGGUUGGUUCAUAAUGUCAGGCUUUCAGUAAAUUCUCUUAAUUCACUGGGUCAUUCUACAACCUCACAAGAGCUUUGUCAGUUCUAUGUUCUAAUUUUGUUUGCUUAUAAUAUCCCAAAAAUGUAAAAAACAAAAAAAAAAAGGCUUUCUGUUGACGUACACUGCUAACCAGUUUCUCUGUUGGAAAAAAAAAUGUAGCAAACUCUUGAAAAAGUCAUAUCAGGACAGGUGAAUUCACCACGACUAAUGUAUUCCUCAGAUAUUCCACUAGACCGACUUUCAUAAAUUGAAGAUCAAUGUUGCUGUCAAGAGCUUAGAAAAUUAUUUACUGCUUCAUUGGUACCCAACGAACUAGCAAAAGAUUUUCUCCUUACAGCACACUCGCUGGCAGUCAAGAUCAGGUGCUUUUUACAGAAUGGCUUAAAACGAGAGGUAAUUUAGGGUCCAGAUUGUUCACCGUGGGUGACAGUCAAUCCAAAAUUAGUUUUGGCUUAUUGUGAUGUCUUGUAAAGAGCUUUUGUACAGUGUUGUGUGUAUAUACAUAUCAAAUCAAUAGUUAAUAGUUGAGAAGCUUAAUAUUAUGCAAGUGGUCUAAUCUGUAGCAUAUUUUUGGAAGGCAAAAACACACAUUUGUCAUCUGGGCAUGCCAAAAACGCCCCUUUUCUGUAGUGCAACACAUUAGUCAGUUAGUUACUAACACCUAAUAUAAUGCCAAACUGAAUAUUAUUAAAUUGGCUAAUUACCAACUCAGUGACUCAACGCUGUUUCAGAUUACUGCCAUGGUAACAUAGCACCCUGGUCUUUUAUUUUAAUGUUUUAAACAUAUUAUUUGAGCAUAAAUGGGCAAUAGUUCUCAAAAUAAUCAUCCUUAAUGCAUUCAUUGGGUAAAGGGUCAAAUAGCUAUAAAUAUGUACUGCUAACCUGUCACAUAUUCUUAAUAAAAAAAUUCCAUAAAAUAUCCACUAGAGGGCAGUGGCCACCACAAUCUUCAUUUCACAUGUCGCUUUAUUCCCUAAGAUAUCAUAUGCAAAACCCAAACAGUAAAAUCUUAUUGGUUAUCUGCUGUCCUAUCUCACAUCAAGUAAUCUUGCAUGACAUUCACAUCACUAUUUCAUAUUAAUAAAAAUAACUAAUUAAAUAAAUAUGUAUAUGAAAUAAAUAUAUGUAUGUACACACUAUACCCUAUCUUUCUACAGUUGUAAUUUAACAUUAUCCUGUCUAGGAUCCUAUAAAUAGAAACAUGUUGACAGACUACACCUAAUGAGGCAUUUUACCACUUUGUGGUCUACACAAAUCACACAAAUCAAAAAAUGAAAAAGGUACUUUUUACGGGAACAUAAGCAAUAUUUAUGAAGUCUGUCGGCCUCUAUGGCUAUUUGGAUGAGUUCUUUAUAACUAGUGAAGGUAACAUUGACAUAUUUUAAAGUGGCAAAAUCACAGUGUAAAGCGGUUGCAUUGUACCAUCCAUAACAACUUUGCUAGUUUCCUGAAAAAUAUUCUAUUUAAAGUAAAAUACCUAAUAUGAAAUAAUAUUAAAAAUUGACUUUUAAAAAUAUGAGAUAUGACUGCUGUUGCAAGUCACUUUAAAAUGCUGGUUCUCUCUUGCAGAGCUUUCCAUCACACUGCAUAUAAUUUCAAUUUGUGUCAUUGACUUUCAAAUUCUCAAAUUAUAGGACUUUGCUUGCCAGAUUUAAAUAAAAUAUAAUAAACAAGUACAAGUGAACGUAUAUGCUUAUAUAGAAUUUGUGUGAACCAGUAGAGAAGGCCAUAUAUAUUUAUGGAGGAGUAACAUUAAAAUGUAGUCUUGUACAUACAUUCUACAAAGACUAUUCAAACUUUAGGACACUGUCCAGAAACUAAUUCAACAAAUGUUUAAUUAUUUCAGUUGACCUAUCCAAAUGUCAAAUCUGUCAUGAUAUAGUAAUAUUCACUUACCAACUUAGACCACAAUAUUAUGUCAACGAGUAGACCUUAAGUCAUUAAAAAUAGUCAAAUUACCUUUUGGAUAACCAAAAAAAACUAAAUUACCAGUACCUUUUCUGGCAAUUGAUUUACUUGGUGUUUUUAUACCGCUCAUGGUGUUAAUUUCAAAUACUCCAGUGCAAUGCAUCAGAAUACCUUUAGCUAAAAAGCGAGAGAAAACAUACACACAGAGAGAGUUUAUUUAUGGAUAAUUUAACUUUUGGUAUGUUUAUCAUCUUGGAGACUGCAUGACAUGCCAAGAUGUCUUUUUUAUAUAUAUAUAAAAAAAAAAAUCAUUACAGGAGUGAGACACACACAUUAUUUUAUACAAGCAAUGUGUAUUGAGUUAUAACACACUCAAAGAGACACUCAUAUUAUGCCAACAUUCAAGACAAGGUUCUGUUGUAUUGCUAGUGUUUUAUUUAAAGCUUUAUUUAGUUGGUCAGACUGUUAUUUACAUCAAUCAGGUUUUCUAAAGACUGUAAUUAUUCAACGCAUGCUGUUUCAAAGGAUCUUGGCUUGUUGUACAAAUAUUUGACCCUUUCUUGCAAAAUGUUUUCUUCUAUUCUUAUGGAAUGCAUGCCCCCUUUUUUAUAAAAAGUCAAAGGCUCAGUAUUUCUAUCAGUGAUAUGUGGCUAAUAAAACUGUAUCACUCAAUGUCACUGUGUUCCUUCAAUAUAGGACAAAAACUAGAAUUUAAAUUAUAACUGAGUAGUAUGCCCGGCUGUAUAAGACACCUGAAGUUGUACGGUAUACAAGUCAUUUGUGUAAAAUUAUUGUUUUGUAGAUCAACGAUAAGGGCACAGCAUCUUUGAAUAUAUAUGAUCCCAUGUAUUCUUCAGGCCCCAGUUUAGGUACAUUUAUGAUAUCAGUGUCUUUACAGCCAGCAAAUACUUGCUAGGAAACACCAUCUAUUUACCAAACCACAAACUUGGACAAGAGGAACUUUUUAUUGGAGACUUUUCCAUGUCUUUAAGUUUGCCCUGAAGAGCUUACAGUCUAUUUUCUAUGUUAACAUAGACACAAGCUCCCCCACAAGCUCCCCCUCAUCCUGCACCCCUCUGAGCCAGGGAAAAGAGUGACUUGUGAGCUCUUAAACAUUGGAUCUAUACUUCAUUUCAAGUUGUCUUAUAUGGUGUAACUUUAGAUGUAUGUCAGAAAGUAAAUGUUUAAAUCAAAUUGUUAAAACAAAUUAUGUCCAUUAACCCUAAUAUUUUAUGUUUUUGAUAAUGUAGUUACACAGACAAGAACCACCUUACUCAGUGCAGACCCUCUACCAUGAUAGGUUGGAUCCUUUUACAAAAUGUAAUAAAUCAAUAAGGAGAAUGUGUGCCUAAUCUUGAAUAGGAGAAGGAAACUAAAUGUGCUUUUACUGAUAAGUGCAAUGUAAAUAAACACCCCGAACACUUGUGCAGGCAACAUAACAUUACACUGGAGCAUCUAAUUGAUGGUUAGAUUAAUUAGCAGCCACUGAUAAAGAAUACUGAUUGUUAUUGCAACACAUAUCAUUAUGUUGAUAAUGAUUAAUGCAUUAGAUGCCACACCUUGGCACAAGAGAAAACAUCCACAUAUAUAAUGAGUACGCUCAGUCAAAAAUAAUUCUGCUACUUGCAUUUGGAAUCUUUGUUUAGAGCCUAGCAUUGCCUCAAACCUCUCAAAGUCAUGAAAACCAAAUAAAUAAUAUAAACCAAUUACAGAAAAAAGGUAAAAAAUAUAGAGUUAGUAAACGUAUUAUAGCGGGAGACUAAGGGCAGUAUUUUUUGGCCAUCCUUGAAAUUAGGUAUUUCAGUGCAUAAAAUCAAAGGAGUGCUGCACACAAGUAAGUUUACGUGUGGAUGGGAGUCCGCAGCUCACCAGAAACAACACAAAAAGUAGAGGUACACAGGUGUCACAUCGUAGGUUGAAAGUAAAUAAAUAUAUUUAUUGGAGAUCAAAAUGGACAAAAAUAGAUCCAAUGUUUCGGCCUAGAGGUCUUAGUCAUGCAUAGAGUUGAUAAAUGUCAAUUUUGAUCUGUAAUAAAUAUAUUUCUUUGCCUUCACCCUAGGAUGUGACACCUGUGGACCUCUUUUUUUUUAAUUAGGUAUUCUUCACUGCUCAGAGAUACUUCUUACAUUAUGUUGAUAGAUAAAAAAGGAGAUGAAGGGCUUGCUCAAACCAGCCUACAAAUUGUACCAAACAGAGAAAACAGUAAUGUACAAGCCCAAUACCAUGAGCGAGUGUUGCUUAUUACAACAUGCAAUGCCCACAAACAAUUAUAUGUUCUGCAGAUAAAUCCUUGACCCGGGCAAUAGCAGAUUAUCAGAUGCCAAUUGAAGUAUAGAAUUCCAAGCAAAGCCUAUCCUUCCCAAUGCCUUCAUACCAAUAAAGGGCGACCAUCAGUUUUGAUUUUGGAGGAAGCACCUUUAUCACGUCUACUUUUCCAAAAACAUUGUCAGGCAUUAAUUUUCUAUGAAACACUUCUAUAUUUAGGCAAAAUAUAGAGGUGACAUUUCCAGAUUACAUAACCUCCGAGCAGUCCUUAACAAGGGUAUAAAGCCAGAUUCUAAAUAGUUGCAUUUAGUAAAUUAAAAAUGACCACUGGACUUUUCUCUUGUUGAUAAUAUGGUUUGAUAUGCAACCAAUAAAAUGCAAGCAGGUGAUAAAGUAGCUUACAUAUAAUAAUACAUCAACUGGCCAUCGUCCUGGCAGACAACUCAAAGAGCAAUAGUAUAUCCAGACUUGGCACCCUCUUUCUACCCGUAAUUCAGUUAUACAUCAAGAAAGCCACUCCGGUAUACCUACAAGUCGCUGAAAGCAUACUAUCAGCAAACAAACCAAAGACAACGUGUUCCUAAAUUUGGCUGUUAAGCAGCCUCCUGAUGCUUUAAAUCAAAACAAACAGACAACAAAACAAAACAAAAAAAAAAUGAAUUUUAUGAGUGGGAACAGAAACCCUUGAUGUUUAGGAGGCUCCCCACCCGAGUUAUGCCAUUCAAAUCUAAGAUGCCACAUAGGAUUUCUGUCUGGAUUUUAACUUUUUUUUUUUUUUUACCUUUGGCCUGCUGGUAGUUUGUGCAGCAAAUCAAUCUAAUUACUUAUUUUGGGAAUAGUUAAAGUAUUUUCUGCCAAAUUUAGUAAUACUUAUUUUUUUUUCUUCCAGUUGGCUUAUAGUAAAAAUUAGAAUUUCAACCUUAGUGAAAGAAUUGAAUUAACUCAAUAUUUGUAUAUUAUCACAUAUUCUAUUGUACAGCCUAGCUAUCUUACUGGUUAAGUUUCACAUACAUUUACUAAAAAGAUAAAACAGUAUAAAUACAAAUCAUUUUAUGAUACAGCGGAUGAACAUAUUAAACACUUUACAUGCCGAUAAAACUUUAAAAUAAACAACACAAACAAUGACAAUAUACUUUUUCAAACUUAGAACAAAUUAUUAGGACCUUUGUACAUUACACCUUAACCUAACACAACCAUUUAUCAUUGACUAACCUGUUGCCAAAAAACCUGUAUUCUAGUUCACUAAAAUGAUUUUAAAAAAAAUGUUUCAUCACUUAUAUAAACUGGCAUACAAGUAUUGAUGCAAGAGGGUGGAAUGCAAACUAGAGAGAAGGUCAUGAAUACAAUAACUCCAAGUGUACAGCUAUUUAUUUAGCAAUUCUUAAAAUAUGUGCUAAAUGGUGAAUUAAAGCUGAAAACAGAUAUGUGUUGUUGAUGAUGUUGUUUGCAAACUAUGCUCCAUUUUAACUCAGAUAUUUGGGUAUUUGUGCCUUGUAAGUCAAUAACAAAAUAGCCACGACAUUGAUUCAAGCAAAUAUCACACAAGCCUACUCAAACACAUGUGCUCGAUACACUAAAAUUAAAUUAACCCCUUCACUUCCAAGCGGUGUUUUGUUAAAACAGUAGUAUUUAUUUGGAAUAAUAAAGGCAUAUAUUGGUCAAAAUAAAAAAAUCUAGGCUUACACAGCAAUUUGUUAAUAUAGACUGCUGUUCAGGAGAUAAACAUUAAAUCAAUUAAACUGCUGAACUACUAAAAUUUACUUGUAUGUUUAAUAUUUGGGUUGAUAAAAAUUUUGUAUAUACAGUAUAGUAUCCAUUAUUGGAUGUAUUAGUAGCAGAAACAUGCUUGGUAGCAAAAUGGAUAGAUGCAACAAGAUAAAUAUCUAGUUUGGGGGUCUUUAGAAGGAACCUGUGGCAUUUUGGCAACAUAGCUUUGUCAGAAUUACACUAGUCUAUUGCUAUGUAUCUAUAUGUGUAAAUGAGGGUACAUAUAGCAAACAUUUGGAUAAUGCAAGGCAUUGAUUGUUAUAACAAACUGUAAAGAAGUCAUAUGUGUGAUCAGAGCUCUAACUUCUUCAACUUUCAUUUAGAUUCUGAAAUGCAGCUUUGUAGUUUGACAUACAAAGCUUGCUGCAGAGUGUGGAAGAAGAGAGGGGGGUAACAUUUACAGCCCCUCUGCAGUGAUACUAAGGGACAUAAUCUUCCUGGCAGAGAAAGAUCUUUCAGUAGUGUGAAUAAAGAUACUGUACAAAUGGAAGCUGAAGUGGGCUUUAAGGCUAAGUUUUGUACUCACAUUGUUCUAAGAUAAGGGGUUACAAUUUGUUUACCAAAUAUCUGUCACAUACCUACCUUGCCAUUAUGGACAUGCAGUGCAUCUUCCAGUCCAGGUAGCUACUAUUUAUAUACCCUAUUUAUUUAGACUAACUUGAGACGUAGAUUAUGGGGUAAAGGCAUUUGUGCACAUUUUUUAUUGAAUUUUGCAAAAUAAUGCAAAUGGAAAGUUGACCCAUAAAGCCUCGAUUUGGUGUUUUUAAAUUGAAGUUAAGAUAUCCAGGAAAGACAUUUAUUUAGCAAAGCUGCAUUUUUUUCCCCCAACAAUGACUUUACAGCAACUGGAAUUGCAGACACCCCUUCCUCAUUCCAUACAGUGAACUAUUCAUGCAUUCUAACAUUGAGGGUGUGGAGUGAGAGACCACUCAAUACUAUUCAGCAGAUUUGCCACAGGGGAAAAAAGUAAACUGUAAAGAUCAUAGUUUCACGCUCCGAAAAUGUUACCUUCCAGUUAUAAUUUAAACACUUGUUAUAAAAUUAAAUAUUUCAUUUUCUCAUGAUCAAAUAACCCAGCAGAGCCUAUUACUCAUAUCGUUCUGUGCCAAGAACAUUGGGUCUUUAUCAAGGUAACGCCUCCACAUCAUGAUGUUCACGAUCAGUAUCAUUAUGCCAACAAAUAUAUGCAUAUGAGAAAACAUCCCAAAAUAUGCUGUUCUCUGACUAAAUCCAUUCCUCAGCAUAUUUACCACCACAGCACUAUAAUUAACACGUGUACAGCUUGUUAAAUUAGAAACACAACUGACAGCUUUUAAACAAUGACAACGCUUUAAAUAAACACUACCCAAACUUAGCUUAUUUAAAUCAUGUUUCUGGUACCUUUUAGCAGUGCAUUAAGCUCCUUUUAUAGCUAGAUAAGUACAGCUCCUGUUAAUGCAUAAUCACACAGAAGAAUAAAUGUGUCACGGCUACCCGGCUCGGGGCUGCACGUGGUCGCACCCGAUUGGUGCGACCACGCUGACAGGUUGGAGGAAUUGCCUGUUCAGCAAUGAGCUGGAAGUCGACCCACUGGGGCAUCUGUCCCCUCAACACGCGGGAUCCAAUAUGGCGCUGACCAUGAUUUUGCGGUCAUUUGUAGCUCCACCUCCAAAGGUGCAUUGACGCACACGCACGUUCUGGGGUCAGAGGCCAAGCUCUGACCAAUCACAGCCCAAGGAGGGAUAUUUAAACCUCUUAAUUUUCCUAGCUCAUUGCCCUGUCGUGGUUUCUGUUCCAGGUUCCCGAGAGUGCGUUUUCUUGUCCUUGUUAUUGAUAUUCUCAGUAUUCUGACUUUGGCUAUUCCUGACUUUUCUGAUCUCUGGUUUCCCUGACUUGGCUUUCUUAUCGAUCUUGUCCUCGGCUUUCCCUUGACCAUUCUCUGUCUUUCAACAUAUUAAUCCGGCCAUUCUAAGGACCGGUUUACAUCCUGUCUAUUUUUCUGUUCUGUAGUUUUACAUAGUUUUAUGGAUUGGAUCACAUUAGUAGUCGCGACAAAAUGUUGUUGCACACCAAAAACGCAUCUACAGGGUUAUUCAAACUUUAGAGUUUUCUCUCUUGACACAUUUAAAAGUAUGUAGCAGGGGUUCCCAAAUGGUAAACCAUAGGCUUUUAAUGAACUAUAUCUCCCAUAAUGUUCUGACAAGGUGUUGGGUGACUGGAUGUUAGGUCUAUUCAUUAAAGAAGGAAUUGCUGGGAAUUGAAAAAGAAUAUUUCAAAAUGGAAGGCCAAAAUAAAUAAACUGGAAAAAAUGCCUAAAUCAACUAUGCUUCCAGUUUCUCAACUUUGGCCUUCAUUUUUAAAAAUGAUUAAGAAUUCAAAUUACAUUAUCAACAAUUCCCGCUUUAGCGCCCUGAAUGAGUUAUAUUUGCGUGUCAUGUGACUUGUAGCUUUACAAUCCCUGGGCAACUAUCUUUUGGGCACUGAUAUAGACAUUUGUUAGUCUUUGGGGUCUAUUUAUUAAAUAGUAAUAUAUGAUGACUGGGUAACUAAACUAGCUAAGUUGGAGAAAAUAUCUAAUUCAGUUGAGUUAGAGUUUUUUUCCAAAUCUCCCAAUCUCCCAAGUCUGUUCUAAAGCCAUCACGGCUUGCUAUUUCAUAAAUAUACAUUAGUGCCACCUGUUUCACAAACAAUGUAUGACCAUAAUGCAUAUCCAUUUGUGUAUAAAAAGCAUUAGACAUUUGUAAGUAACCUGAGAUUUUGUACAGGACUAUCUUCCAAUGAUCUGAAUUAUCUAUAGUAUAUUAGCGUAUACAUACAAAAUGUUAUCCUAUGGACUUUGAUAAUGACAAUAACUCAGAAUGCUUGUUCAAGUGCAUAUCUGCUACUUUAUGUAAAACGUAUUUGAUGACAACAUACAAAUUUGAAUAAAGAGUUUCAAAAUAUAUCCAUUGACCACUAAUUUUACCAGAACACAACUAUGUACAGCAAAAUCUUUGAGUCACACCUUUUUGUAGUGAAUGACCAUUGGUUCCGUCUUGCAAAAUAUAAAGAAAAAAAUAAAAAAAUAAAUUGUGCUGAUGUUAUUAGGAACUUCAGGUUAAGUUCUGACAAUGUUUUGGCCAAGAGGCUUACUUAUUUCACAUAUUGGCUCAGUCUUCUCAUUGGCACCCCUAACAAUCCCAAAUCCAUUUUUGGCCAGUAAUAAAGGGUUUUGGAGUGGUACAGAAUUAAUUAACUGCUAAUCAUGAUCAAGAGGUCAGUUUACUUUUCAACAACGAUGUGAGAAUGACAGGCAACACCGAAAGACAAGCUCAUAAGUACAUUAUAAAUAAAACAUUAGCACAUCUGUGUUUUAAAAUAUAAUUUGUUUGCAUAGAAAUUGUAUCCAUGCUGGAGGUGUUAAACUAUUUCAAUCUAUCAACAUAAAUUCAUUAAUGUUUCAUGAAAGCUGUCUUCAUUUAAAUAAGACCAAUUAAAGAAUACAUUUCAUGGUUAUAUUAAGGAAAAUAAUCAGUUCUAAUUUCACAGUCCAGCACAGAAAUCUUUACAUUAAUUAUUGCAAUUUUAGUGCAAGUCCAUGUUUGACCUAUUUGGGGAGCAAGGAUACAUAUUUUAGAAAAGGAUUCUUUUCUCUUAGACAGAGUUGUUCACUAAACAUUGCACUGUAGCAAACUUACAUUCAAAAUGACAAAGAUUAGGCAAAAAAAUGUUAUAGUUUAGCUAUUAUGUCCUUCAAUGGGAACUUUCAAAAUUAUGUUUUCUUAUUCCUGUAUUUAACAAAUAUAUAUUAGUGAGGUGUGAAAACACAAUUAAAUAUCAUUAAACUGCAACUUGGUGAGAAUUGUGAGAGAGUUCCCCUUAAAAGAUGUAAUUUGAAUUUUACUUAGCUGUAAUUGAAGGUGUAGUGAAUAGUCACAAAACAUGGAUUUAGCUAACUAAAAAUAAAUAGCACUUUUAAGGGAUGUUUUCUACAGCCAAAUGUGUUGCCUAGAAAAUGCUUGCGUUAGAUUUCAUUUUUUAACAUUAUAGUUUGCUAUAUCUUCUUACAUGAACUUUCUCUUCUAUACUACCCAUAUUUAAACAAUGUUUGUGUAUAGUCUGGUUAGUGUCUUGCAACAUUUGACUACUGAUAAAAUGGAAGCCUGUACCUAGGGCAUCUAAAGCCAAAAGGUACAAAAUGUAUAUACCCCAGAUUGCAAUAUAAAACAUAUCUCAAAUUCUCAUUAACGAUUUAACAUAAAUGAAAAAUGGUAAUAGAUUCAUUGUAAAUAAUAAUUUUUAAAAAAGCUCCACCCGUCAAAGGAUAGUUUUGCAAAUUUGUAACAAAAAGGGGUAUGCAGAAAUAUACAGACCUUCUGUCACUUUAUGCAAAAAUUAUAUAUCACUAUAUUUUAGAAGAAUAUCCGAAAAUUAAAGUUAAGGGUAAAGUGUAUCUGAUUUUAUAUUAAAGGUAAAAUAUUUGAUUCAGCUUGACAUGAUAUGUGAUAAAUGGAAAAUAUUAUUUACCUUCUUUUAAAAUACUGUAUGUACCACUGACAACUUAUUUAGGACAUAAUUGUAAAUCAUAGUAUAGAAUACAAUUUUAUUAAUAUUUCUUUUUCACCUUUUUAUCUGUCAAUAUUUAGGUCCCUCCAAGAAAGUACUUCAUUUUGAAUUUUCCAAAGAAGGAAGUGAUUUGAUGAUUGUCGAGAAAGCAGAAUUGUGGCUUUUCGUGAAAAUAGCAAAAAACAACAGAAGUCGAGUAAAACUGACCAUUCGACUGUAUCAGCAGCAGAGAGGUCAGAAAGACAAAGGGUCGGAGGGCAAUAAAAAUGAACAACUUAUUACAGAAAAGGUAAUAGAUACAAAAAAAGGUGUUUGGCAUACAUUCCCAGUAUCUGGCGCUAUACAACGUCUGCUGAAUCAUGGAAAGUCAUCUAUGGACAUCAGAAUAUCAUGUGAUCAAUGUCAAGAAGCAGGGGCAACUCCGGUCUUGUUUGGCAAAAGGAAGAAAAAGGAUGAUGAAGAAUCAGCUACAAAUGGUGGUGAAGAGGAAAGAGAACAGUCACAUAGGCCUUUUCUGAUGAUUGUAGCUCGACAAGCAGAGGAGCAUCCUCACAGAAGGAAGAAACGUGGCUUGGAAUGUGACGGCAAAGUGAGCAACUGCUGCAAAAAGCAAUUCUAUGUCAGCUUCAAAGACAUUGGUUGGAGCGACUGGAUCAUAGCACCUCCAGGCUACCAUGCAAAUUACUGUGAGGGGGAUUGUCCAAGUCACAUUGCAGGGACCUCUGGUUCUUCUCUCUCCUUUCACUCAACAGUUAUAAAUCAGUACAGAAUGAGGGGCCACAGUCCCUUCACUAGCAUCAAAUCCUGCUGUGUCCCAUCUAAGCUGAGAGCUAUGUCUAUGUUGUACUAUGAUGAUGGACAUAACAUCAUAAAAAAGGAUAUCCAGAACAUGAUUGUGGAGGAAUGUGGUUGCUCAUAAAACAUACAAAGAAUAUAUAUAAAUUCAUAUUCAGACUACACUAAUGGACUCAAAAGAAGUGCAAAAGACUUGCAACUCAGCAGAAAUCUUAAGGCUGAUUUAAUGGGACAAAAAGUAGAUACAAAGGAAGAGAAGGUUCUAAAUCUGCUGCAAUAGUUUGCUAAAAGAGGCUGCCCAAUCCCUUAUAGUUGAGAAUGUCCAUUAACAGGGUCAAGAGCACAGUCUGUGUAUCUAUAUAUACACAAAAUGUGUAUAUUUAAUGGCUUGUAUUUUAUACAUCCAUGUAUGCAAAUGUGUAUAACUAGAUAUUGUCAGGCCUAUAAGACAUUGAUAGAAUGCCUAUUUUCUGUAAGCAGAUCCUAAUUUAGAAGAAUCUAUAUAUUGCGCAGGUGAUCUCACCUUCUUCCUCUGCACUAUUAACCCAAAAAAAAAAGAAAAAGAAAAAAAAAAGAAAGAGAGAAUACAAAGUUAAAUUUCACUAAGGUGCUUAAGAUCUUAGAACUAUGCAACUUAAUGGGUUUGAAAACUGUUUACCUGAGACAGAGAUGAAAGACUUUUCAGUGGAAGUAACAUGUUUAAUAUUUUUGUUCUUUCAUGAGAGAUACUUGAAAGGAACAUGUUGGUCCAGAUGCUGGAACCAAACAUUUCUAUAUUUUGUAAAAAACAAAAAACAAAAAAAAACUAAACAAACAACAAAAAAAAAACAAAAAAAGAAAGAGAAAAAGGCAAAAAAUGUAUUGUUUCUUUUUUAUUUGCACUACAACAGUAUUUGACCUGUCUAAUCCUUAUUUAACAAGUAUUUUCAAGAGAGGUUUUAAGAGCUGCACUUAACAUGAGCUAUAUCAGAACUGCUAAAACACACAUCAAAAAUAGCUAUUUUUAUGACUAUUUUUCAUUAUUUUUUCUACCUUAAAUGAGACACCAAAGACAUGUGUGUGAAGAUUUAACAGUCUGCCUGUGGUUAAUAAUCAAUGGAAAGUAAACGAUUUAAAGGAUCAACUUCAUAAGAAAAUGUUUUGAAGCCAAAAGUGUAUAUUUUAUCCGCAUUCAUUUUUGGGUAAUUGGGCUGCUUUUUAGCAGUUUAUUAUUAUUAUUAUAAUUAUUAUUAUUAUUAUUUUUCUUUCAAGAAAAAAGGCACUUCAGCAACUUAUCUCAACGGCAUUGUUUUAUUCAUUGGUUGCCCAUCCUUCUUACUGGUUAAAUUUUUUUUUUAUAUAAAAUAAAAAAAAUAUGUUUUGGCUUUUAACUAAUCAGCACAAAAUUAUAUUGUUUUGUUAUACAUGCAAGCUCAAUACUGCACAGGAUUUAAUUCCAAUUUUUUUUUUACAACUCAUAGUUUAUAUAAUUCCCAUCAUGGUCUGUUUUCAGUCUGAUUUACUAGACCGUGCAAACUUUUCAUUUAAAUUACCCAAUCCUGGCCUAAAGCAAGCAAGGUUUAUUUUUAGAAAUAAUAAUUAAAAAAAAAACAGUCAAAAGUUAAUCAGUGAUAUGUCGAUUUUAUGUCAAAAUGAAGGGAAAGGUAGUUUUCUCUGUAUUUCAAUUAUAAUAUGUACAAUUUUCUAAUUUAUUCCACAGUAUUUAGCUUGCAUUGUAAAUCAACUUUUGUUUCUGUUUACUUUCUUUUUACACAAAUACAAUUUUUCUGACCUUUUUGCAGUUUGCAAAAAAAAAAAAAAAAUAUUUAAAAGAGAAAAAUUACAGGAAACAAGGAGACAGAAAAUAUCAAACAACUUUUACACUGUUGUAUAUAAUACAAAUAGCUAUCAGUUAGGAAUUUUUCAAUAAUAAAAAGCAGGUUUGUUUUUAUAAAAAAAAACAGCUAGGUAAGAAGUAAAAAGUAUAACAUAGAAUGCCAAUAAAAAAUUUGUUUCUUGAAAGCAGUUUGCGAUGGUGACUUUACGCACCAGCACUGCAUAGUAUUUUCUAAAUUUUAAUUUUUUUAAAUGUCGAUAUUCAUAAAGGAUUUCUGUAUUUUUUUAAUACUUCCAAAAAUUCUAGAAUUACUACUAUGCACCCAUAAUUAUAUUUUCUUUUGUAAUUUUACUAAGAUAUAUAGCAUAUAACACUAGACAGGAUGGCAAUAGCCUCCAUGUUGUCUUUUAUAAAAUGUAGUAGAUUUUUUCCUAUAUUACAACAUUUUCACUGCAAAAAUAAAAGACACAGAAUUAUAUCACAUUCAUAGAUGUUCUGCAAAAUCUCAGACAUAACUAAUACGAUGGUAGAUUGUUUUGUUAGACACCUCAACUUGAGUUUAGUUAUCAAUAUUCUAUAAUAAACAUUUUAGAAAACUAUACAACACACAUUAUAGAUAAGAUAUAGUCACCUCUGUGUCAUUUUAUCCAAAUGCAGUUAUCCCAAUAUAGGACAUUUUAAUAAACAAAAACACAGUUGUCCGACAAAACAAACACAUUGUUUUGUAUAGACAAGUGAUGGUGUUGUGGCAUAAUUUGAUCUCUGUCUUGUUUACCCAUGUCUGUAUUUUUGGGGAUUAUGGUUAUCUGAGACAUUUUAAGUAAUGUUUUAGGCCUGUGAAUAUGAAAAUGUUCUACAGAACUUGUUUCCACCCCCACAACUUCCUAACAUUACAUGAUAGUGUUAUAUUUUCUUGUCGAAAACCUGUCUCAUUAUGCCCUCUGAUUUCAAAGUUACCUUGUUUCAACUGGGUGGUAAUAAGAUUUACAAAUGCUUCAUAACCACUUGCCUUUGCCAGACAUACUUUACUUUGGUAUGAUCUUACUGCUCAUGGCAAUCAAUACAUUAAGCCAAUUUAAAUACAUGUAGACAAUUUGAAAGACACAAAAGUAUAACAACAAGCAAACAACGUAAAACAAGUGAAUAAUUUUAAGUGGAAAUUUCUAAAAGAAGAAACCAAAGAAAGAAAAUGAAAUAGUUAUAAAGGAAACAUUUAUGUAAAAGGAAAAGGUAGUUGUGAAUUGUAGCAGGCAUGCUCCAUUCAUAAAAUAGCUUAUGGUGGGACUGUUUUUAUUAUGGGCUUUGCUCAUGACAUAUCCAUUGAUGGUUAAUUUAUGUAGAAAGCAGAGGAAAUAGAAAAUCUGCAUGAUAAGAUGAGAGAAAAAUGGGAUGUUAAUCAAGGCUGACCACUGCUGAACAGCAUAAAGGACAAUUUAGUUUAAUGAAAUCUACAUGUCUACAAAUAGCAAUUGAAAUUGCUACCACAUUUAACUAGUCUUGUAGAGUCCUCCUACACUGAAAACAACCAUCCCUUUUAGGUAGCUGCGCAAAAAAACUAAUUACAUCUAAAUGUUACCACAUUUCUCUGAAGUUUCGAAGUCUCUUAUUCCUUAUCCCUAAAUGAGCUUUUCAUAAUGUUUCUUUUUAGAAAGUACCUUUUUAGCAUACAUUUUCAGCAAACAUUAACCCCUUAAGGACACAUGACAUGUGUGACAUAUCAUGCUUCCCUUUUAUUCCAGAAGUUUGGUCCUUAAGGGGUUGAACAACUGUUUUCCUAAAAGUCACUUUCAUUUUUUUUUUCUGAACAAGUCAUUUUUAGAAACAUGUAUUAAACAAUCAUGAAAAACACAUAAUAUUAAAAAAAAAAAAAAAACAUACUAGAGAUGACAAAAAGAACAUUCUAUAAAUUGUGUCUUCUAUGAAAAUACAACAAAUUUCUUAUUGGAUGAAUUUAUGUUGAGAGAUGUGUUUUCAGAGAAAUCAUUUAUAAAAUUAUUUUAUAAAUAAUAAUAAUAAUAGUAUUAAUUAUUUAAAAUAAUAAUUUUUGACCCCAUAUAUAUUGCUCAUCACAAAUUCAGCUCACCUGUUCCCAACUAAUACCUUCAACUUAAAUCACUUACUUGUGGAUUCUACUAAUGGUUUAAUUAAUGGUUCGCCACUUAAAAUCCUGACGCAAAUAAAAUUAUUUAAGGACACUACAAUUCCUAAAGUAUACAAUACUAUACCAUAAAGGAGAUUUGUUAUAUUCAAUGCUCACUAUAAACUGUAUCGUGAUGCAAGAGAAGUACAGGCCUCUAUAUUAGAGAAGAGAGUUUGGUUCUGACCAUGUUAUAAUGUUGGCAAUAAAACUAAUGUCAAGUUACAGAAAGAUAAUUUAUUCUUUUAGGUUGCUCUAUCUAAAAAUGUAUUUAUUUUGUAUGAUAAAAAAAAACAUAUUGGUAUUUCCCUAAAUAGUUUCCUACAUCUUUACAAUUUUAGCUCUGAUGACCAAGUUAUUAUAACAAAACUAUUUUAUUUACAUUCCACAUUUCCAUUUUUUGUAAUUGCUUUAACCAAUGUCCAUUCUGCUAUAUGUAAUUAAAGUUGUUAAUUUAUAUGAGAACAUUUUCAUCUAUGUCAAUGAUUUCUUAAUAUUUAUUAUGUAAAAGGACUGGUAUUUUGUUUUUAUUUACGGUUUGUUAAAAGAGAUAUGUUUGCAUUUGUUUAUGGUAGAAAUUAUUUAUUUGGACAGCAUUCCAUUCAAUAUGAUUUAUAUGUGGAAGGUAUGCUAGCUGUACAUUUUAGUGAAAAAAUACUCAGCAGCUCCUAGAUUUUAGGAUUUAUGAUUUGUUUUAAAUACAUCUGUAUGGAAUGUUUUUUUUUCUCUUCCUUUUUUAAAAAAAAAAUCUGAAAGCUGUACAAAGCACGCAGGUGUGUACUUUGAUGCUUAACCCCUUAAGGAAACAUGACAUAUCUGACAUGUCAUAAUUCCCUUUUAUUCCAGAAGUUUGGUCCUUAUGGGGUUAAAUGACUGCAGUAUACUAUCAAAGGAAGACAAAAAAAAAUCAAGGAAGACUCCUAAGAUGAUAUUAUUAUUAUUUUUUAUACUCUUGCAAGAUGUUCGGGUUAGAUUUGUUGUUUUUUUUUCCCCUCGAUCUAUUGUUAUCUUGCCCUUUGAAAAACAACAAAAUGAAACAACUUAAGUGAACUAAAUAAAGGGAGUUUCACUGAGAAACA
Molecule: messenger RNA, 19410 nt
Organism: Pelobates cultripes (western spadefoot toad)
Lineage: Eukaryota; Metazoa; Chordata; Amphibia; Anura; Pelobatidae
Source: the annotation of a GenBank genome assembly